Molecule: messenger RNA, 3044 nt
Organism: Carcharodon carcharias (great white shark)
Lineage: Eukaryota; Metazoa; Chordata; Chondrichthyes; Lamniformes; Lamnidae
Product: rhotekin-2-like
Exons: 12
Coding region: 77-1858 (593 amino acids)
Biological process (GO): hemopoiesis; signal transduction; positive regulation of cell population proliferation
Source: RefSeq, a predicted model, not a curated record
CGCCAGAUUCGAACGUUGACGUGAACCCGGGAGCGCAGGUGUCCGGCGCUGCGGGGAGACAGCGAGUGGGUGAGCGAUGGGCAGCGACCCCAGGGGCUCCGAUAUCCAGGAAAAAAUCGACUUUGAGACUCGGAUGCGUGAAGGAAUCUGCAAACUCCUUGCUGCCUCCACCCAGCGGGAUCAGGUGCUGCACGCUGUCAAAAAUCUGCUCACCUGUAAUGCUCGCAUCCUUCGUUACGUGGCCGAGUUACAGAGGCACACAGAGGGACAGGUUCUACCCAAAGUGGCAAGGAGAUUGUCAGACCCUGAGAAGAAAGAGCAUUUGGCAUGCUCGGGAAAAAUUGCAAUAUCCGAUAUUCGAAUUCCAUUAAUGUGGAAAGACUCUGAUCAUUUCAACAACCGGGGAAAGGGCCAAUGUUUUGCCGUGUUUUGCCUGGUGAAGAUUGGAACUCAGAUUUUUGACACUGAGAUGGUCACCGUGGAUAAGACUCACACCGACAUCUGCUUUGAGAAUUUGAUGAUUUUUGAUGACGUGAAGCCAGAUUUCGAGUUGAAGUUGGAGGUGUAUAGCUGCUGCAUAGAGGAGGGGCCUUCCAUUGUCAACACACCUAAGAGACUGGCCCGAAAAAUCAGCACCUCUCUCACCAGGUCAACAGGAAAGAAGCUCACAUCUGCACUGGAGAGUGGAGACCUUGACUCCCUCCUAUCGACCAACCCGGUAGCAGCUGAUGCCAAAUAUCAUCUGCUUGCAGAAGCUAAACUAAAACUUGAUGAUGCUGAAGCCAGCUUCCGAACUCACAGUCUCAGUAUCCUAGGAAAUGAGGAAUCUUCUUUCUGGUUGCCCUUAUAUGGAAACUUGUGCUGCCGAUUAGUAGCUCAGCCUGCGUGUAUGACUACGGAUAUGAUGACUGGGUACCUCAAUCUGGAGCAAACCAUAGGAGGCCUGCCUAACUGGACAAGGCUGUACUGUGUCCUGAGAAGUGGCUAUCUCAUGGCGUAUUACUCUCCUGAAGAAAUCGAGGCACAAGUGGAUCCCACAUUGAAAAUAGCCGUUGACAAGGAAACACGAAUCCGCACCAUGGGCAAAGGUUCAAAGAUAAGGAUGCACAGCUUCUCCCUCAUCAACCCCUAUAGUGGUGAGACGACGAGUCGGGUCUUUGCUGCAGACUGCAAGGAUGAUCUACAGCGGUGGAUGGAAGCUUUCUGGCAGCACUUUGGUGAUAUAAGCCAGUGGAAGCAUUGUUGCAAAGAGCUUAUGAAAAUUGAGAUUAUGUCACCACGGAAACCACCUUUAUUCCUCACAAAACAAGCAACUUCAGUCUACGACGAUAUGAACAUGGAGUCUCCUCGGAAGGACGAGAGUUUGGUAGAUAUUAUCCGGAACAGAAUCCAGGAGACGGAUGGAGAGUUCUUGCUGGGUCAGCAGAAGGUGUCUGACCCCCCUCAGUGGGCAACUCUGUUUGAUGGCAGCCAUGACAUGGUCGUCCAGAAGAAUGUCCUGACACCAGAUGGCAGGAGCCAAUCCGCCCUAACCUCACUAGGGAGAGCAAAGAAGAGGCCGGCUCCCCCUCCACCAGAGGGAAAGCAGCCAUUCCGGCAGGGGGACCCCCACCCAGAAGGGGGGCAGAAGGAGAACUUCCAGAGAGCCCCAUGUUUCUCCGACAUGGAGUCCUCACUGGGCCAUGCAACAGUCCUAGCUCUUCCUGGACACCGGGCAGCCAGCCAGGUCCUGGGUGAAAAUGCAGCCCAGGUAGCAACCAAGCUGGGCCUGCCUGAUAAACCUGUACCUGCUCCCCGUCAGAGAAGGUCCAUUAGGGCAAAGCUUGACCCCAGAACCUGGAUUCCACCUCAAGUGUAAGAUAUUUAGAGAUGGACACCUAAUACCUGAAAACUGUGGGAAAGCAGAUAGUUCCUCUUCUGUAGUUUUACAAAUAAACAUAAUAAUUUGAGUUUAGUGCACCCCAUCAAGGGGCCAGUCAUUAGCCUGAAUUAUUGAUUUUAUUUGUGAAUAUUUUUGCCAGGUAUCAUACUUUCAAAAUCUGUCCCAGCAAUUUUUGCAAAGAACUCAGCGUUGUCUUUCCUGCGUUAGAAUAAUUCUAAUUUAGUGAACUUUUGUCCAGCUUUAUCUCGCAUACUAACUUUACAAAUGAGCAAAUGGUUUGUUGCAAUUAAGAUAGUGCUAAGCAGGACAAAUAGUAGUGCAAUGAGGAAAACAAAUUCAGUUUGUUUAUUUUCUUAACCUUAUGUUGACUGUGAAGAAUGGAAGUCUAACAGAGGAAAUUCAGAAGAUUGUAUUUUGUCUCCAUUUAACUUUAGGAAACUGCCGGCAGCUCCUGGGGAUCCCAGAUUUCUUGAGCCAGUUAUGUUUGUUUUUUGUUUUCAGUGCACAGCACAGUUAUUAAAGUAAUAAAGCAGCUCAGAUGGCAUGAGCAGUUUUAUUACUGUGGUUAUUAAUCCAUAACUAAAGUUUAAAAGAAAACUUUACAAAUAAAGCACUACCUCUCCCUCCAGUCCAAAUUCUUUUGAAAGAAAGACUUGCAUUUAUUUAGCUCCUUUCCUGUCCACAGGAUGACCCAAAAAGCUUUACAAUAAAUGAAGCUCCAUUGUAAUAUUGGAAUCACAGAAGCCAAUUUGUGCACAGCAAACUCCCACAAAUAGCAAUACGAUAAUGACCAGAUAAUCUGAUUUGGUGAUGAUUAAAGGGUAAAUAUUGGCCAGGACACUGGGGAGAACUCAUUCUCCUUCAAGUUGGUAUCAUGAGAUUCUCUUCUUCCAUCUGAACGGGCAGAAGGGGCCUUUGUGUAAUAUCUUAUCUGAAUGAUAGCACCUCUGACAGUGCAGCACUCCCUCACUACUGUCCUGGAGUGUCAACUUAGAUUGUGCGCUCAGAUUUCUGGAGUAGAACUUGAGCCCAUGACUAUUUUUAUUCAUUUACUGAAUGUGGAUGCCAUUGGCAAGGCCAGCCUUUAUUGCCCAUCCUUAAUUGCCCUUGAGAAGUGGCGGUGAGCUGCCUUCUUGAACCACAGCAGUCCAUGUGUUGUAGA